AUGUCGCGCGCCUCCAAAGUCACGCUGGCUGCGACGUCGCUCGCAACAGCAGGCAUGAUCUACUUUGUCCACUGGUCACAGGAAGCAGACAGAGCGGCAAUGCAUGCCGGCGUCGAACGAGACGAGGAACGACAACGCAUCAAACGCGAACGACAAGCCGACUUUGAAAUGCAGCGUCGACUCGAGGAAGAAUAUCGCAAGAUUCAGAAUGUUCCAGAGGGACAGAACGAUCCGGGACUGGGGCAGAAGAGUUGA
Messenger RNA from Talaromyces amestolkiae, 255 nucleotides. RefSeq lists its product as uncharacterized. The transcript is spliced from 2 exons. Lineage: Eukaryota; Fungi; Ascomycota; Eurotiomycetes; Eurotiales; Trichocomaceae. The record is from RefSeq and is a predicted model, not a curated record. Gene Ontology annotation, biological process: mitochondrial respiratory chain complex IV assembly. Gene Ontology annotation, cellular component: mitochondrion. The coding region runs from base 1 to 255 and encodes 84 amino acids.